Molecule: messenger RNA, 2574 nt
Organism: Rhodamnia argentea
Lineage: Eukaryota; Viridiplantae; Streptophyta; Magnoliopsida; Myrtales; Myrtaceae
Product: vacuolar-sorting receptor 6
Exons: 13
Coding region: 201-2084 (627 amino acids)
Molecular function (GO): calcium ion binding
Source: RefSeq, a predicted model, not a curated record
UUAAAGCGAACUAACCCAGGUGAAUCUCUCUCUCUCUCUCUCUCUCUCUCUCUCUCUGUCUCUCUCCUUAGUCUGUCCAUUAGUCAACCAACUCCUUCCUUCUUCCUUAAACUUCCCUCUCUCACUGUUGGAUACAAACACCAUUUCAGUUUGCAUCAGGAAAAGAGCCUUCCAAUCCAGUUCCACGCAUACCCACCGCCAUGGCUCUGCUCAGAGCCCUGCUUCUGUUGUUUGCAUUGGCCGCGUGCUCUGUUUGUCGGGGUCACUUCAUAGUGGAGAAGAGCAGCAUCAAGGUUGUCUCGCCGCCGGCUCUGAGGUCGAAGCGGGAUGGAGCCAUCGGCAACUUCGGAGUGCCCAAGUAUGGAGGCACCCUGGUUGGCUCCGUGGCCUAUCCUGGCAAGGGUGUUUCCGACGGUUGUGAGGCCUUUGAUGGCGAUAAGCCCUUUAAGUUCGAGCCCCUUCGACCCACCAUCCUCCUCCUUGACCGUGGAGGUUGCUAUUUCGCGAAGAAAGUGUGGAACGGCCAGCAGGCUGGAGCUGCCGCAGUGCUGGUCGCUGAUAACAUAGAUGAGCCUUUGAUAACCAUGGAUUCACCCAUGGAGAGCACCGAUGCUGAUGGAUACAUCGAGAAGAUUGGAAUCCCAUCGGCUCUUAUAGAGAGGUCGUUCGGGGAGAGCUUGAAGCAAGCGUUGAAUAAAGAUGAACAUGUCAUAAUAGAACUGGACUGGAGAGAGUCGAUGCCUCACCCUGACGAGAGAGUCGAGUAUGAGUUCUGGACCAAUAGCAAUGACGAGUGCGGGAUACGAUGCGAAGAGCAGAUGAACUUCGUGAAGAAUUUCAAGGGCCAUGCCCAGAUCCUCGAGAAGGGCGGUUACACUUUGUUCACGCCGCACUAUAUCACUUGGUACUGUCCUCGAGCUUUUACCGAGAGUGGCCAAUGCAAGUCUCAGUGCAUAAACCGUGGGAGAUACUGCGCGCCAGACCCGGAGCAGGACUUUGGGGAGGGAUAUGAUGGAAAGGAUGUGGUGCUUGAGAACUUGAGGCAACUCUGUGUUCAUCGAGUUGCAAAGGAGAGCAACCGCUCCUGGGUUUGGUGGGAUUAUGUGACCGAUUUCCACAUCAGAUGUUCCAUGAAGGAAAAGAAAUACAGCAAACAUUGCGGGGAGGAUGUGAUCAAAUCACUUGGUUUGCCUAUUGAUAAGAUUAAAAGAUGCAUGGGGGAUCCUGAAGCUGAUGUUGAAAAUGAAGUCCUGAAAACUGAGCAGGAGGUCCAGGUUGGCCGAGGAUCUCGAGGUGAUGUCACCAUAUUGCCGACGCUAGUCAUCAACAAUGUUCAAUAUCGAGGAAAAUUGGAGAGAACUGCUGUGCUGAAAGCCUUAUGCGCCGGAUUUAAGGAGGGGACGGAUCCUCCAGUUUGUCUGAGUGCAGAUCUAGAGACCAACGAGUGCCUUUAUAGCAGCGGUGGUUGUUGGUGGGAUGUCCAGUCGAACGUUACAGCUUGCAGAGACACAUUCAGAGGAAGAGUAUGUGAGUGCCCCAAUGUCCAAGGUGUUCAGUACAAAGGAGAUGGCUAUAUAUCUUGCGAAGCAUUUGGACCUGGACGGUGUGCCAUCAGCAAUGGAGGCUGCUGGUCAGAUUCCAAUAAGGGGAUAACCUUCUCAGCAUGCUCAGAGUCUCAAUUGUCUGGAUGCAGCUGCCCACCCGGGUUUCGUGGGGAUGGUCACAAAUGCGAAGAUGUUGAUGAAUGCAAGGAACGUUCUGCUUGUCAAUGCGACGGUUGCUCAUGCAAGAACACAUGGGGUGGAUAUGCCUGCAAGUGCAAGGGAAACCACAUAUACAUCGCGCAGCACGAUACGUGCAUCGAGAGGAAUGGCUCUAGACUUGGAUGGUUCGUCACGGUUUUGGUAUUGGCAGCUGUAGCAGGUGUUGCAACUGCCGGAUAUAUCUUCUACAAAUACAGGCUCCGGUCUUACAUGGACUCGGAGAUCAUGGCAAUCAUGUCUCAAUACAUGCCGCUCGACAACGACCACCCACCUGAAGUUCAAACAGACGUUCAGCCGCUACGAGGAAGAACGACGGUGUGAGGGAGAGACAAUACACAGAGUGCCAUGUGAAAGCAGUGACGAGAGGAAGUUGCUUCCUGCCGAGGGCGGACUAUAUUUUCUUUUCCUUGAGCCAUGGUUUACAUUCCGGGGUGGUUUCGUUCAUCGCAACACAACUUAGGAUUGUGCUAAUUAUAUCACACAAGGAUAAGUCUUGGCAGACCCCUCUUGCUUUCUGGACAGGAGUUGUUGAGUUGUAUAUAUGGGCAUUAGCUAUAAGCCUCAGUCUGGGGGGUUCACGUAGAGAUUUUACAGAUGUGAAGAAAUAAGGUGAAAGAACCAUAAUGUACUAGAGCACUUACAAUAGAUGUCAGUAGCAAAGCAGUUGCAAUAGAUCUAUCCAUAUUCCUUAUCUUACAGCGAGAUGAUGGUGACCACUGUUCAUUGAGUUCUGUUUUCAAUUGGCGUACCUGUUUCCGGCCUGAAAUAUGCAAGAGAUGGAUGGUUCUUUACAUGCACCACAGAUUUCGUC